Molecule: messenger RNA, 1221 nt
Organism: Malaclemys terrapin pileata
Lineage: Eukaryota; Metazoa; Chordata; Testudines; Emydidae
Product: syntaxin-binding protein 2-like
Exons: 12
Coding region: 1-1221 (406 amino acids)
Biological process (GO): vesicle-mediated transport; neurotransmitter secretion; intracellular protein transport
Cellular component (GO): secretory granule; plasma membrane
Molecular function (GO): syntaxin-3 binding
Source: RefSeq, a predicted model, not a curated record
AUGACUUCCAGGGCACCCACCUUCACCUACAAGGCGGCUCACAUCUUCUUCAUCGACAGAUGUCAAGAGUCUCUGUUCAAGGAGCUGAGCAAGUCAUGGAUCACUAAAGCCAUCAAAACCCUCAAGGAGAUCAAUGUGGCCUUCCUUCCCUAUGAGAGCCAGGUGUACUCCCUGGACAGGCCACAGACCUUCCCCAACUGCUUCAGCUCCCACCGCUCCUCGGACAAGAACAAGCAGCUGGAGAUGCUGGCAGAGCAGAUUGCCACAUUGUGUGAAACCCUGAAGGAGUAUCCAGCCAUCCGCUACAGGAAGGACCAUGAAGAUAACUUCCUCCUGGUGCACGCUGUGCUGGCCAAACUCAAGGCAUUCAAGGCAUACGAGCCCAGCAUGGGAGAGGGCCCCGACAAAGCCCGCUCUCAGCUGCUGAUUGUGGACCGGCGCUUCGACCUGGUGUCCCCACUGCUGCACGAGCUCACCUACCAGGCCAUGGCCUACGACCUACUCAGCAUCGAGAACAACACCUACAAGCAGGGCCUGGCUGCCAGCAGCGGGCGCCCCGCACUCCUCCUCAGGUAUGAGAUGACGGGCAUCAGCAACUCUCGGGAGAAGGAGGCGCUGCUGGACGAAGACGAUGAACUCUGGGUGCAGCUAUGCCACAUGCACAUCGCUGACGUCUCCAAGAAGGUGACGGAGCUGCUGCGCACCUUCUGUGAGAGCAAGAGGCUGACCACGGACAAGACCAACAUCAAGGACCUGUCUCAGAUCCUGAAGAAGAUGCCCGAGUACCAGAAAGCGCUGAACAAGUACUCCACGCACCUGAACCUGGCCGAGCACUGCAUGCGGCACUUCAAAGGGACGGUGGAGAAACUGUGCAGCGUGGAGCAGGACCUGGCCAUGGGGAUGGACGUGGAUGGGGAGAUGAUCAGGGACCCCAUGAAGAUCAUCCUGUCCGUCCUGCUGGACCUCAGCACGCAGGCCUAUGACAAGAUCCACAUCAUCCUGCUCUACAUCUUCCUGAAGAACGGUGUGAGCAAAGAGAACCUCACCAAGCUGAUCCAGCAUGCCAACAUCCAGCAGCAGGGCAACAUCAUCAACAACAUGCAGUUCCUGGGCACCUCCCUCAUGCCUGAGGACAUCAUUGAGGACAAACUGGACAAGAAGCUGUGGCCCUUCGUGUCAGACCCGGUCCCUGCCACCAUCUCCCUGGCUGCUGUCAGCUAA